Hevea brasiliensis (rubber tree) is the source of this 2006-nucleotide messenger RNA. RefSeq lists its product as uncharacterized. The record is from RefSeq and is a predicted model, not a curated record. The transcript is spliced from 5 exons. Gene Ontology annotation, cellular component: Cul4-RING E3 ubiquitin ligase complex; cytoplasm. Lineage: Eukaryota; Viridiplantae; Streptophyta; Magnoliopsida; Malpighiales; Euphorbiaceae. Bases 270 to 1814 code for a protein of 514 amino acids. Gene Ontology annotation, molecular function: protein binding.
GGUGUUCAUAUCACAGAGAAAGAAAAAGACUACAAAAGGCGAAGAAAGAAGAGGGCACCAACCAAGCAUUGAGCCAAACCACAACCGACCCGUCUUUGCGGAGAGAGAGGGAGAGAGCUCCUCGAGAAUUCUAUAACAGGAAACCCACGAUCCCCAACCGCAAACCUCUCUCUCUUCAAUUUACUCGCUCCUGUUUCACUGUCUCAGUUCGCUAAUCGAUUCUAUCUUCUUCAGUUUUUAUUCUUGAUUGAUUCCUCUUCCGUUUCAUAAUGAAAAAGAGAGCUAGAACCACUCCCGAUAAGGCGGUGCCCAAUGUUUGGCAACGGGAGGUUGGUGAGCUCUCCACCCGGAAUUUCGCUCACCGUCUCGCUGCAUCUGAGGAUCUUGUACUGCGACUUGAUAUAUACAAGAAGCUAGAGAAGCACAGAGGCUGUGUAAAUACGGUAAGCUUCAAUGCUGAUGGUGACAUUCUGGUGUCAGGUUCUGAUGACAGGCGGGUCAUACUCUGGGAUUGGGAAACUGGGCGUAUCAAGCUUUCUUUCCAUUCUGGUCAUAAUAACAAUGUUUUUCAAGCCAAAAUAAUGCCUUACACAGAUGAUCGAAGUAUUGUUACAUGUGCUGCAGAUGGUCAGGUUCGACAUGCUCAGAUUCUGGAGCGUGGAGCAGUGGAGACUGCGUUGCUAGCAAAACACCAAGGACGAGCUCAUAAGUUGGCUAUUGAGCCUGGGAGCCCUCAUAUAUUUUAUACUUGUGGCGAGGAUGGAUUGGUUCAACAUUUUGAUCUGAGAAGUAGGCGUGCUACAGAACUUUUUACUUGUCAACCAAUUGAUGAUAGGAGGAAUUACAUGCCAGUUGUCCACCUAAAUGCAAUUGCAAUUGAUCCCAGGAAUCCAAAUCUCUUUGCAGUUGCAGGAUCAGAUGAGUAUACUCGAGUUUAUGAUGUCCGCAUGUAUAAGUGGGAUGGAUCAACCGAAUUUGGUCAACCUAAAGAUUACUUUUGUCCUCCACAUUUGAUUGGUGAUGAGCAAUUUGGAAUUACAGGCUUGUCAUUCUCAGACCAGAGCGAGCUUCUAGUCUCAUAUAAUGACGAGUUCAUCUAUCUUUUCACACGAGACAUGGGAUUGGGUUCCAAUCCAGACCCAUCCUCUCCAGUUUCCACAGGCAGCGAUGUAAAGGAAAUGGUGCCUAUGGAUGCUGAUGACAAAACCACUCCCCAAGUAUACAAAGGACAUCGAAAUGCUGAGACUGUGAAAGGGGUGAGCUUCUUUGGACCUGGAUGCGAGUAUGUGGUAAGCGGGUCAGAUUGUGGUCGGAUAUUCAUUUGGAAGAAAAAGGGUGGGGAGCUCAUUCGUGUCAUGGAAGCGGAUAAGCAUGUGGUGAACUGUAUUGAAUCUCAUCCUCAUACCACUGUGCUCGCUAGUAGUGGAAUCGAGACUGAUAUAAAGAUAUGGACUCCAAGAGCUGUUGAGAGAGCUACUCUUCCUACAAACAUUGAAAAGGUUCUGAUGCAUGAUCGCAUUCACUGGUUUGCAAUUGGUGACGAGGAUGAUGAUGACGAUGAUUAUUUCUCUGAUGACGAUGACGAUGAUUAUUUCUCUGAUGACGAUGACGAUGACGAUGACGAUGAUGAUGACGACGAUGGUGAUGGCAAUGAUGACAAUGAUAGUGGUGGUGAUGAUGACAAUGAUGACACUGACGAUGAUUAUAAUGAUGAUGAUUGCGAUGAGGAUAUUGAUAAUUUUGUUGACGGUUAUGAUGAUGCAAAUGAUGAUUCUGAUUUACACUUUCUGUGUUCAGCUGAAACCGAAGGCUAGGGGCUGGAUGUACCAAGUAGCUUCACCAGAGGACCUGAUGUUGCAACUAUUUUCGAUGCAAAGGCAGAGGACUAUCCCAGAGCAGAAUGGCGAGAGCUCAGCUGCUGGUAGAGAACUUCUAGAACUUAUAUUGACAUUCAAUGCCAACAGCGAUUCAGAUGAUGGAGCGGACUCAUCAAGUCGUGAUGACCU